Molecule: messenger RNA, 927 nt
Organism: Fusarium redolens
Lineage: Eukaryota; Fungi; Ascomycota; Sordariomycetes; Hypocreales; Nectriaceae
Exons: 2
Coding region: 1-927 (308 amino acids)
Source: RefSeq, a predicted model, not a curated record
AUGUUGACCUGGUUCCUGGUAGGAGCUGUCUUGGCUUCACCAUUGGGGAAACUUAACAAGACUGAAGGAUUAAGCUCAAAGCUCAAAGGCAUCGACUUUUCUCGCCUUGAGCCUAUUGAUCGUUACAAAAAGGACGAUCUUAGGUUUCCUCUUAAACCUAGCCUGUUUGCAGCUCCUGUGAUCGGACCCAGGCCUUCUGUGACUAGGCCCAACAUACGAAAGAAACCAGACACCGAAGAGAACGAACCAAAGUAUAACCAGACUCGCCAGUUUGACAACAAGACUGAGCAUGACGGCCACAUGGUUUUCUCACUCGACAAUAUGGAAGGUUCUGAGGAUGAAAAGGCUUUGAUCGAGGCGCUUCUUAAAAUCCUUAACGAGCCCCUGGAAGAGAUCGCAAAAGAAAAUCCCACCGGUCAUACUCAAAGUGUUGAAAACCCUUGGGUGAUGCCAUACCUGUGGCGUGACUCUAACAAAUUAUACAAGGGAGAAGAUAAGGACCAGGACAAGGAAUAUGAGGAGGAUGACAGCGACAGCGACAGCGACAGCGACAGUGGCAGCGACGACGAGGAAGAUGGAAGGAAGGACGAAAAGGAGGUAUCUAGAAUCGUUCAGAAGAGAGACGACAAGAAGGAGGAGAAGCCAUAUUUAUGGCCAGAACACAACAGACCAAAGGCCUCCAAGGAUGGCAAGUUCACAUACUUGUACUCCAGCGAAGGAAAACAAUACGCUGUUGCAAAUCCCCAACUACCGAUUCUACAGACUAAUCACCACGAGAAGGCCCAACAGGAGAGGGAGCAGAAAGUGGACAUCCUUCAAUAUGAGCUUCAGAAGGAAAUGGACACGAAACUACAGCAGGAGGAAAGGAGAUUGAAGCACGAGGAUGAGAUGAAGUUCAAUGCGUCAAAGCGCGAAAAUGGCGAAUGA